CACUCACAACAGGUUUGCUCAACACACAUGCACAAGAUCACCACGGCGACUAAGACCAAACCUCUCCUCUUUUUAUUUCUUAUUUUCAUUUGUGAGUUCCUUACAAAUUUCCCGCAAUAUUUUGAUAUAUGAUGGUGUGUAAGGUUUUUGCAAUUUUCUUUGGGAAUAGUCUAUGUUUGCUGCUUCUACUGUCUAGCUUGGCCGAUGCGAAUCAGGCCAACAUUGAUUGCUUGAAGACCUUUAAAUCUCAAGUAGAGGAUCCAAAUGGGUAUUUAUCAAGUUGGGAGUUUGGGAACCAGACUGCACAAGGUUUUAUCUGCAAGUUCAGUGGUGUGACUUGUUGGCAUGAUGAUGAGGAUAGGGUUUUCAGUAUUAUGCUCUCUGGUUAUGGUCUCGGAGGAGUGUUUCCUCAGGGGAUUAAGCUAUGUUCUGAUUUGACUCAUCUAGACCUUUCUAGAAACAACUUCUCUGGACCUUUACCAUCCUACAUUUCCUUGUACUCUCCAGUUAUUACGACUCUAGACCUAUCCUACAAUAGUUUUUCUGGUGAGAUCCCUAUGUUGAUCUCAAACAUUACUUUUCUGAACACUCUUCAGCUUCAUCAUAACCAGUUCACGGGUACUCUUCCUCCCCAGCUAGGGCAACUUAGACGGCUCAACACGUUCUCAGUGGCUGACAAUCGUCUCGAAGGUCCAAUCCCAAAGUUUAACAGUGCCAGCAUUACCUCAGAGAGUUUUGCUAAUAACCUGAAUCUGUGCGGUAAGCCUCUGGUCUCUGGAUGAAUGUAAGAUGACUUCGACCAACUCUCAUGGUAAAGUUGUUAUUUUAGCGGCACUAGGUGGAUUUACCGUGGCAGCAUUUGUCGUUGGAAUAAUUCUGGGAUUCUUUUGUUCUACUAUUUCUGUAGAGCGGCUGUUAUUCAGAAAAAGCCGAUAAAUGGUCUUGUACGAAAUGACAUCCACAAAUGUUUAGUUCUGAACAAUUACAUAUUUUCAAAUUUGUUAAAAGGAGUUAAA
Molecule: messenger RNA, 1016 nt
Organism: Camelina sativa (false flax)
Lineage: Eukaryota; Viridiplantae; Streptophyta; Magnoliopsida; Brassicales; Brassicaceae
Source: RefSeq, a predicted model, not a curated record